This is a messenger RNA of Diaporthe amygdali, 4002 nucleotides long. RefSeq lists its product as uncharacterized. The coding region runs from base 1 to 4002 and encodes 1333 amino acids. NCBI's taxonomy places the organism in Eukaryota, Fungi, Ascomycota, Sordariomycetes, Diaporthales, Diaporthaceae. Gene Ontology annotation, molecular function: oxidoreductase activity; protein binding. The transcript is spliced from 2 exons. The record is from RefSeq and is a predicted model, not a curated record.
AUGGAUGAUGAGGUUCCUGAGACGAUGAUGCCGGGGGAUACCAUUAUGUCGGAUCCUCACGCCUCUCAUGCUCAUCAACAGUCUUCACCUGGCCGUGUUGCCUCUGUAGAGGCGACGCCGGAGCCGAUAAAAGCAGAUCCAAAAUGGGCAGAUACAGAUGUUGCUGGCGCAAAUGCAUCUGAGCCAGCUGCUGUAGAGGAAUUGGUACGGCAUUCGAUACCUACGGACGCAACUUCUGAAUGCACACAUCUUCUAGACUCGAUGGACACAGAGACAACGCCCUUGAAGCCAUCAUUAGCAGAGCCCGAUACCUUUGACGUUGGCUCUGCUGCGGCGCAUCCGACCAGUCAGAACGAGCGUUACGAACUGCUGUCCAAGUUUCCAACUGCACAAGACGAAACCACAGUCGGGGAUGCUUCUAUGGCGAUAAAGUCUUCCUCGGAACCGGCAAGGAACUCUGUAGCAGAUCUGGCACAGACCGAAGCAGAAUCCGGCGGCGUAGGAGUCGCAGCACUUGAGUCUAAACAACCAGAAUUCGCUCCUGCUGAAGUGAGAAGGGCGGUAAAAAUGAGUUCAACGGUGGAACAGGAAAAUAACGGCCCAGAUGUGAAUGGUUUUCAACCUUUUGUUGUGGAUGCUACAAUACCCGCCGCCUCACCCUAUACAGGUAUAGGCUCCGCACAAUCACUUCCUAAAAACACAGAAUUGAUGGAGAGAAUUUCAAUCGAGUCGAAAAAUUCACCUUCCGAGCCGACAGACCAAGACGCGAACGACCCAAUGUCCAUCGAGAACAAGGGCAAUGAGCUCGAGCCACACGAGGAGACAACGGAGGAGCAUGAGGCAAUUCUAGAUUCAGCAACGGCAAGCUCUAAGUUGAGUGAUGUCACUGACCUGGAUGGUGUUGCUCCGUCGCAAGCCUCGAGGACUAUCGAAGAACCAUUGGAAGCAGAGGCAAUGGGCAAUCAUGCGGACGAAGCUUCUUCAGAGCUCAGCGACAUUGUCCCCGCUGACCUAGUAUCGCCAGAUGCGGCGCUCCUUGAUUCAACUCCUGCCAAGUCAGCUAUCAGUCAUUUGAUUGGAGAGUCACGGCAUUCAUUCGCAUCGUCGGCCUCAGCCCUGACGGAGCAAUCUGGGUUAUCUUCGAAACCACCCUCGGUCUCUAGCAAAGCGACGACUCCGUUCGACACCGGUAGUCCGAGAGAAGUUGCGAGUCAGCCAAACCCCCUUUCAACGCCCAUCGCUAGGGUUCAUUCACGAUCGCGGCGGAUACAGUUCAAUGUGCGCCCGAAGGUGUCUAUUCCUACAGACCUGACCCCUCAAGAAUACGCCAUAGAAUGUAUCGAGGCCGCCGAGAAUUCGCGUUUGAACCCAUACGCUUUGCAUCAAGAGGAGUAUCAUGUGUUGCGUAUGCAUCUCAGCUACGCGCAAGUCACGACCUAUUUGAACAUCCGAAACGGCAUACUUAGGCUUUGGACGCGGAAUCCACAGAUCGCAGUGACAAGAGAAGAAGCAAUUGGAUGUGCCAGGGACACUCGCUGGUUCGACGUCGCAAAUGUUUGUUUCGACUGGCUAGUUCGUCGCGGCUUCAUCAAUUAUGGAUGCGUCGAAAUCCGACAACACAAGAAGAACAGCACUGCCGAGGACUCGCAGCCACGAAAGAGAAAGACUGUGGUAGUCAUUGGAGCUGGGUUCUCCGGGCUCGGAUGCGCCAGACAAUUGGAAGGAUUGUUCACUCAGUACUCAAAGCGGUUUCGCAAUAUAGGAGAAGAUCCACCUCGGGUGAUUGUACUAGAGGGAAGAAACCGAGUCGGUGGGCGAGUCUACUCUCGUGCUUUCCAAACUCUGCCAGAUACUGCGCCAGGUAUAUUUCGGGGCAAACGCUUCACUGCGGAGAUGGGCGGCAUGAUAAUUACUGGAUUCGACAGGGGCAAUCCCUUAAACAUACUUGUGAGGGGACAAUUGAGUUUGCCAUAUCACUGUCUGCGCAGCGAUAUGUCUCUCUAUGACACAAAUGGUACGGCCGUUGACCCUGCUCGUGACGAGAUGGUUGAGCACCUUUUCAACGCAUGCCUUGAUCGGGUGAGCGAGUACAAGUUUAAGUCGCAGCCGUCGAAGCUCAUUGAGGGAAAUUACGAUCUCAUUGACGAGGGCCGUGACAGCACUGCGGAAGGUCACAAAACGAUCGCUUUUGAGGAGGAGAAAGCUGCUUCCCAACCUCAUGCGCCGCCCGUCUCACAACAGAACGUCACGCCCGAGACUCACCUCGUGCCGGUCUCCACAGACCGCAUGACAGGCAAAGUGCACGUCGAGCCAGGCACUCCUGGAUCCACUAGGGCUGCAUUCAAGGCCAAGUCGCUCGGCUGGACCUUGAAGCCUGGGGUCCCGGAGACAAGAGAUAUCGAUCUGGAUGCUGCAGCUAGUGAUAGGAAUGCCACGUUGGGCUCGGUUGUCGACGAGGCUCUGAUGCAACACAAAGGCAUUCUUGACCUCAACGCUCAGGAUUUUAGGCUUUUGAAUUGGCAUAUUGCCAAUCUGGAGUACAGCAAUGCCACGAACUUGAACCGCUUGAGUCUGCAAGGGUGGGAUAUUGAUGCCGGCAACGAGUGGGAGGGAAAACACACCAUGGUAGUAGGCGGAUAUCAGAGUGUUGCAAGAGGCCUCUCAAUGCUCCCAACACCUCUCGACAUCCGGCAGAAGGCGCCUGUGAAGCGAAUCAUGUACACCACCGAAGAAGCAACAGGUCCAGCGAGAAUUUAUCUGGAGGACGGUCAAUUGGUCGAGGCCGAUUAUGUCGUUAACACCAUACCAUUAGGUGUUUUGAAGCAAGGUGGCAUCGAGUUUCAGCCUACUCUGCCUUCAUGGAAGACUGAUGCCAUCGGACGCCUGGGCUUUGGGGUCUUGAACAAGGUCAUUCUUGUAUACAAGGACGCCUUCUGGGACAAAGAUCGAGAUAUAUUUGGGACCUUACAAACUCCUACGAAUCGGUUGAGUCUGAACCAGAAGGACUACAUCUCGCGACGUGGUCGCUUCUUCCAGUGGUUUAACGUCAGCAACACGACUGGCAUGCCUUGCUUACUUGCGUUGAUGGCCGGAGAUGCAGGGUACGAUACCGAGGUAACCCCCAAUGACGAGCUCAUUGCGGAAGCCACUGAAGUCCUGCGUAUGCGAUAUGGCGCUCGAGUACCAUCACAGCCGCUCGAAGCCGUGGUGACUAGAUGGGAGUCGGACCGAUUUGCUCGAGGCAGCUACUCGAAUGCCGGAGUCAAGAUGCAGGCCGAAGAUUACCAAAUCAUGGCUCGAUCAAUCGGCAACCUGCACUUCGCCGGCGAACAUACAAUCGUCACGCACCCUGCCACCGUCCACGGUGCCUACCUUUCUGGCCUGCGGGCCGCAUCCGACGUCCUAGAGGAAAUGCUGGGCCCUAUCGAGAUACCCAUACCUCUGGUCCUCCCUCGAGAGACCUCCGCCUCACUGAAGCGCAAGGCUCAGGAAGAGAAUAAAGACCCAGUGCAAGCCCGCCUCGAAGCUUACGAGAUGGAGAUUCAAGAGCAUAUCUACUCCAAACUUGGGUUGUACCCGGUGAAACCUUCCAAAGUGGCCGGGAACCCAUAUCUCUUGUUCAACAAGGCGCACUACGAAGAGGGGCGCAAGCGCUGCGAGGAGGGCCGGCGCACAGGCAAGGGCAAGCCCAACCCCAACGAGGUACGAACCAUGACGUCGAAGAUGUGGAAGGAGGCCACGCCGGAAGUCCGACAGCCCUUUGAGGAUGCUGCUGAGGAGCAGAAGCGAAACUAUGCCCAGGCGCUGAAGGAGUGGACCGCUGCGGCAGCCCAGUGGGAGAAAGAAGCCAUCGAGUUGAGGCAAGAGUACAUCAAGGCGCACCCCAACGUGCCUGGUCCAGAGGAGCUUAUCGCGGAUAGCAAUGGAUAUGCGAGUGGCGGGAGGAGGGCGAAGAGGGUCGAGAGCUAUGCGGAGGACGACAGUGAUCUUGACAUGGAUUAA